GUAGCAAGGCCAGUUUGAUUGAAUUAUUGAUAUGAAAUCGAGCUCAAAGCAAACUAUGUUUGUUUUUCAAUAACUACUCAAUAAUGAUUGUUAUAUUCUACUGAAAAUCUCUACCAGAAAAUAAAUUAUGUCAUUGACUACAGAUGAAUUAGUAGAUAAAGGCGUAGAUAAACAAGAGCGGCUUCAAAGGAUAAAAGGUGGUGCAUUUCUGUCAGCUGUUGCAGGGAUUUCAGCAUUUGUAGGAUUUAGCGCUACUUUGGCUGCAGCAAAAAAAGCAGAUCCCAAAUAUUUUAACAAAGGGUUACACAGCAGUGCAGAGUUAGCAGAUGCUGGUGCUAUCUUGGCACUCCGAGCCCUGGGUUGGGGCACUAUCUAUGCAGUUGCAGGCACAUCAUGUCUGUGUUACAGUAUAUGGAAGCUCUCUGGUGCUGAAAAUUUAAAGGACUUCAGAGUUAAAAUGGGAAACUUAUUACCUGUACUGCCAAAAAAUAACCCUCCCCAAUCUAGAACAGAAUUUACUGGUCUUAAUGAUCUACUUACUUAUAUAUCAGAAGAAUAUGGGAAGCCUGUUAAGGAAAAGUAGAACAAUGAGUAAAAGAGAAACUGUAAAUAAUAAUUUAUUUUAGUAAAGUUUCAAUUAGACAAA
This is a messenger RNA of Plodia interpunctella (Indianmeal moth), 646 nucleotides long. RefSeq lists its product as uncharacterized. Bases 128 to 583 code for a protein of 151 amino acids. The transcript is spliced from 4 exons. Lineage: Eukaryota; Metazoa; Arthropoda; Insecta; Lepidoptera; Pyralidae. The record is from RefSeq and is a predicted model, not a curated record.